GUUUUGCUCAUUUCCACAGAAAAUGUCAGACACGAUGUCGGACGCGGGUGAAAGCACGGGAACUGGCACCGGCAAGGAGCUGAGCAAAGACCAGCUGAAAGUGCUGCGGGAUGCCUUCAACGCGUUCGACAAGGAGAAAACGGGCAGCAUUUCCACGGACGUGGUUGGCACGAUCCUGGAGCUGCUCGGGCACAAACUAUCGGAGGAGGAACUCGAAGAGGUGAUCGAGGAGUACGAUGAGGACGAAUCCGGCCAGCUAGAAUUCGACGAGUUCGUCGCACUUGCCUCAAACUAUGUCGAGCCCGAGGAGGACUAUGACGCCCUGCGCAAAGAACUCCGCGAGGUGUUCAUGAUGUACGACAAGGACGCAAAGGGAUACCUGCCCGUGGAGGAGUUCAAGGCCAUCCUCCGGGAGCUGGAUGGAGCCGUGCCGGAAGAAGAGCUGGACGAUAUCGUGGACGAGAUCGACGCCGACGGAUCCGGCACGGUGGACUUUGAGGAAUUCAUGGAGGUGAUGACAGCCGACUACUACGCGUAACUGUGGUGGCUUUCGUGGCACACAUGCACGGCCGAGAGCCAAGGAUGCGAAAGGUGCCUGCAGCCGCACAGUGCCCUGCAUCCGAGCACUUCUGCAAACAAUCAUUCGCCGUUUAGCACGAGCAGAUCCUGCGGUACAACGCCGCACAAGAGCACUGGCAUGAGACAACCGACAGAGGACCAGAUGGACGGAUGCACAGAUGCUUGUAGAUGUUAACUAGAUAGUAACGCAGAAGAAAACCCCAACGCCGCACAACAGACGUGGGAGGGUUGGUGAGAAAUAAUUAGAAUGACAAAAUGAAAGAAAGAAAGAAUAGUUGUGAGAGAGAGAGAGAUAGACUUUGGAGUGGUUGCGUUUAUACGGUGCCAGCUCGUUUGGUGCCGGAUAGACGAGCAACCAGCCAGUUUUCCGCAUUCACAUCGCAAAUCAUGCUCACCCCUCGACCACUCAUACACCAUACCCACCCACUCACCCAACCCAUCGCAAAGGAACUGAAAAUAAAUGUUUCAUGCCUUUUAGGAUAAGAACGUGUCUUUGCCUUUGGAACGGGUAGCCCGGAGAACGGAGUAGCGGAAGCCGCCUGGAAAAACCCACCAGUUCCUUCAGUGGUGGUUCGGUGAUAAGAGAAAAGAAUAGAAUGGAAAUGAGGGGAAGUUGAGUUUGGGGGUUUAGGAGCGGAAAAGGCACACAAGAUGGUGGCAUCUUUCCGGCAGGAUAUCAUCCGUAAUUCGCUUUGUAAGACAUCGACAUCGACAUCGGGGGUUGUUGGGAGGCGACGACUUCCUACUCACAAAGGCACAUCGCACACG
Messenger RNA from Anopheles nili, 1347 nucleotides. Its product is annotated as troponin C, isoallergen Bla g 6.0101-like. Gene Ontology annotation, molecular function: calcium ion binding; enzyme regulator activity. NCBI's taxonomy places the organism in Eukaryota, Metazoa, Arthropoda, Insecta, Diptera, Culicidae. The coding region runs from base 23 to 538 and encodes 171 amino acids. The transcript has 6 exons. The record is from RefSeq and is a predicted model, not a curated record.